UCCACCUUGAAAUCCCACGACACGAAGCAUAAGAAGAAACCCUCGCAGCCUCCCUCUCCUUUUACUUUCCAAAUAAGUUUCCCAUUAUAGAUACUUUUAUAUGCCUGAGAGAAGUCUGAGGCGCAGAGCUCCGGCGACGGGUUCCCGGAGGAGCAGGCCACCGAACCCGUCUCCGUCGCCGCGGAGGAGAAGCCCGCCGCCCCGGAGAUCGGCCAAGCAGGCUUCGAAGCCCAUUAAGAUUUUGAAGCGCAGCUCUUCGGAGCCGAUGUUUUUGGGUAGUAGUGUCGGUGUUAGCAACAGCAUCAGCGACGACGAUCUGAGUCUGCGGUCGGAGGGCGGUGGCGUCGGGGUUCUUUUUAGGCCUCAGACAUGCACGGACGUGUUUGCUUCGUCGCCUUCGCUGUUGGGUUUCUCUCCUUCGAGCCAAGAGGGAUACAAGAAAGAUGCAAAGGUGGUGGUUAAUGUGACUGUUGAAGGAAGUCCGGGACCAGUCCGGACCAUGGUUAAAUUGGGGGCUAGUGUGGAGGAUACCAUUAAGCUUGUUGUAGACAGAUAUAGCGAAGAAGGGCGGACUCCUAAGCUUGGCAAGGAUGUAGCACCCUCAUUUGAGUUGCAUCACUCCUAUUUCAGCCUUCAAAGUUUGGAUAAGUCAGAAUUAAUUGGGGAUGUUGGUAGCAGAAACUUUUAUCUUCGAAAGAGUGGUAGCAGUCGUAGUAGUGGUGGAGGUUCUCCUUACGCUUCAGAAAUCGUUCCGGCAAGAGAUAGCUCUCCGCCACCCAUUCCACCCCCGGCAUUUUUACUCCCAGCGUUCAUCGCCCGAAAGAUCAGUAAAAUUGUUAGAAGAACCCGUAGGCUUUGGAAACUCAUAAUCUGCAGUCAAUGAGGAUGACCAAACCCCAUAUCCAUUGUUUGAGUAACACAACUUAUUAUUUAUGUUGCUCUCAACAACAGACGAUUUUUGUGUCUGAUUUGUUCACCCUUUUCCUAAAUGGAAAUUCCCCCAUUUGGUUGCUCAAUCAUUUUCUAUGUAAAUUGCUGUAAAUAUACCCCAAUUGAAAGUUCAAAUCACAAAAUGAAUAUUCAAUUGUUCAACAUUGGAUUCUUCUCUUUGAGAUGCAAUAUAGAUUUUCACAUACAAGUUGGAUGCUA
Molecule: messenger RNA, 1149 nt
Organism: Corylus avellana
Lineage: Eukaryota; Viridiplantae; Streptophyta; Magnoliopsida; Fagales; Betulaceae
Product: PPR containing protein
Source: RefSeq, a predicted model, not a curated record